Molecule: messenger RNA, 1173 nt
Organism: Styela clava
Lineage: Eukaryota; Metazoa; Chordata; Ascidiacea; Stolidobranchia; Styelidae
Source: RefSeq, a predicted model, not a curated record
GCUUCUAGAGCUUUUUUAAAAAAUGGCUGAGAACCCCAAAAACGAUGUUGGAAUGUUACGAAGAAGAAGAUCAGAACCCGCAGUUCUCAUGCAGCAUAAUUUAAAUCGUUUAAAAUUUCACCGUUCAUCAAUUAAUUAUCCAUCUAAAAUUCAAGAAGAAGAUGAAGUAUCUAAAAACGCAGUACAAACAUCAUACAUCAAUCUUCAAAAUGGAAAACGAGUAGAAUAUUCUGGUGAUGUGAAAUAUACACCUCCACGUACAAGACGACUUUCACUAGAUUCACGUUUCAGUGAACCUGGCAAGAAGAAGCUGACGUUUGAACAAUGGUGUAAAAUGGGGCACGAAAGAUCAAAACGUGAAAAAAUGAAACAGGAAUCGGAUGAACAGAGGAAGUUUCUUGAGUUAACAACGAGAAGAAAUAGUAUUACUUUUGAAGAGUGGAAUAAAAAUGUUGAAAUGCGGAAAAAGAUCGAAGAAUUGAAAAUCGCGGAAAAAGAGAAGGAAGAUUUAGAAACCAAAGAAGCAGAAAGACUGAACAACAUGAAACGAAGAAUUUCUUUUACCGAAUGGUUAGGACAAAAAACUGAAAGACAGUCGAUAAAUUAUGACAACGACAAUAAAGAUGCAACGUCGGAGAGAAGAGUGCGGCGAUCCGGCCUUGACAGCAUAAAUAUUUUUGAUGGUUCUAACAUUACUCGUCAAAUGCGUCGAAAUUCAGAAACACCUUUACCAGUAUCAGUAUCCGUCGACGAGCAAGAAAUCAACAAAUUGCAAAAAUCGAAUGAUGCCUUCCAGAAAUGGAUGGUUAAAAAGGAACUUGAGGCUAUUAAAAAAGAACGUGAAGAAUUACUAAAAUCUCGUCAACUUUUUUCAGAAUAUUUGAAGCAAAAUUCUUCAGUCUGCUUUCCUUCACUGGUAUAAGAAUGUGCUUAUUUGGGAUCAUAGUUGUCAAACAUUACCGUUUUCAAGUGAAUUUUGUUUUGUUCCAUUUCGAAUGUCAAUGUAAUGUGCAAUUUGUCGUGAAUCUCAAGUUAUGUUGGAAUGUAGAUAGUUAAUUUUCAUCACCUUCACCUCCAAAACUUUUAAAUUAUAUAGUCUAUAAAAAUCGCGACCUCUCAAUAUAAAAAAAUGAGUGAAACUUAUGAAAUAUUUAAUGAUUUUUGUGCUUUAGG